UUUCACUGUAGCGUAGAAAAUCACACACGCCGAUGUGCGCGACUAUCGAGUCCAUGCUUGGAUAAACUCGAAAAAAAAAGGUUAUGUUAUGAAUGGAUUUACUACACAGGUAAACGUGUGGUAGUACAAGCCGUGUCUCUGCUAUGGAUUAAAUUCUAACUUUCUGGGAUUUCUCUUAAUGACUUGGAUUUAAUAAAUGAAGAAUUUUGUGCAAGCAUGGAGCGACAAGACACAGAGGCUGAGGUGUGGCCAGACAUCUCCCAAUCAGAACUUUGUCAACACACCAUACUCUUCUACAGCCAAGGCCCUCUCAAUGGACACCUCACAGGGGAGAGAGCCAGAGAUGUCUUUCUUCACUCCAGAUUGCCGCUUACUGUAUUGAGUAAAAUUUGGAACUUGGCCGAUGUCAGUAAUGAUAACCUAAUGAACGUCAGUGAGUUCAUUGUGGCACUGCAUCUGAUCAAUGGCGUUCUGGGAGGAAAACAAGUCCCCAAAGUCCUACCAGAGAAUUUGGAGGUCCCCAGCCAGGAGGAGGUGCCUAUUGAGGUCCCCUCUGUAUCUGAAAGAGAGGCUUACAACACGGUCUUCCAGAAAUGUGACCAGUCUGGAAAGGGUCAUAUUAAUGGUGAAGAUGCAGUGGAAAUUUUCAAGGCUUCAAAGCUGGAAUCGGAAAAAUUGGCCUCUGUUUGGGAUUGGAGUGACCUGAACAGAGAUGGUCGGUUAAGCAGAGACGAGUGGGUCGUGGCCUGCCAUCUCUUACGGCAUCUGAAAAAUGGGAAAUCCUUGAAUGGUGUAGUGAAUCCUUUUGACUUAGUCCCAAACAAAGUGUCUCCAACUUCACUUCUGGCUCGCAAAACAAAAAUUGAAGACUAUGAAAAGCACAAACAGAGAUUAAUGCAACUUAAGGAAAAACGGAAAGUGCAAAUCGAGCGAGAAAGUCGAAGACUAGAGUUGUUGAAAGAAAAAAAACAACUUCAAGAGGAGCUGAUCACAUAUCUGAAAAACAACAAUAACGGCCUAUUGAGUGAAGAGGAAAUCAACCUAAUUACCCAGAGUGACAAAGAGAACUUGGAGAAACUCGAAGAAAUUGUAGCCAGGUUGAAGAAGGAGCAUGAGCUUGUGAGACAGGAAACAGUUCAGGUGAUCCUUGGUGAGCAGAAGUUACAAGUGGAGCAUCGUCUGCUCAAAAAUGAACUGGAUGAACUUACAAAGAGGUUAGGAACUCAGCACACGAAGGCUACAAAAGACCCUGACCCAUUCCAUCAGCUCUAUGAACAGAGAAAAGAAGAAAGAAAGAAGAGUAAUUUGUCCGAGGGAGAGGAGCCCGAGGUCCAUCUGCCAUUUAAUCCGUUUGACACAGAGUCCCUCCAUCAUAGUUCUGUCUCAGGCUCUCACCUGUUUCUGAGUCCCAACUCCCUGAACAAUAACAACACCAAGCACACCCCACAGACUCAGGCACUUCUGGGGAGUCUGAAGGAAUUUGGGGAGGAUUUUCUUGGGGCCUGGUCCAACGGUCCCACCCCCAUGGCCACUACAGAGGAUGAAGACCCAGUGUUUAAAACUGUAGAAGUAAGUCCCCAUCAGGACCCAUGGGUGGGUCUGAACUGGGGCCAGGACAAGUUGACCUCUCUGAAUGACCUCAAAUUCAGGGACCUGCACCGUAAACUGGUGGACCUGAGAUCCGAAUUCCAUAAACUCAAUCAGAACUCAGGUGGACAACUUGUGUUUAGGAAUCCAUCUGACUAUCUAGCAAGGAAAAAGGAAAAGGAGGAAGAGGAACAGAAAGAGAAGCACAAAUUCCCACGCCGAUCCAAGAGUUCUGCAGAAAAAGAUAGCACAGCCAAACGCAGGAGUUAUGCAUUUGAUACAAGGAAAACUGAUGAGAUUGAAGCAGCAAGGGAGAAGCGUUUGAACCGCAGGUCUCUAAAUCUCGAUAACAGAACCGAGAAAGCCAGGGCGCCAGAAGUACCUCUAUCCUCACCUAUCAAGAAGGAUAAACCUGAGACUGCGUCACCAAAGUCCAGCACUCCACCAAAAUCCAAAACAUCUACAAGUCCGACUCAUCUUGCCUCUUCAAAGAAGACUCGUGCUCCACCUCCACCUUGCACUCCUGGAAAAGAGUCUAGAAUCCCGGUACUUUCUGGAGCGGGAAAUCCAGAGAGACCUCCUAGAGGAAAGAAAUCCAGCAGUGGGGAAGAGCCUUCAUCUCCUGAAGUCUUAGAAGGCAACGGCCCAAAGUCUCCAAGGUCUUCCUUCCUGUACGACCAAGAAAAGCAGGAGACUCAACCACAAUCCUCAGCAGUCGAGGAAGUUUUUGUGUCUGCAGUAGCAUCUAAUGACUCUUGUUCUCCUGUAGUCAAGUCAUCUGAUAUAAUUCCAGAGGAACCAGCUGCUUCUUCACCUUCUCAAUCUGACUCUGAACCAGUGAGUAGGCCAAUUGGAAAUGUGAUAGAAACUGAGCCAGCAGAAGAGAUUGUGACCUCUGACCAUAAGGAAAAUCAGGAGGAUAUCAUUGUGAAUCAUUUAGAUGUGAAAGUGAUUGAAAUCCUUCCAGAAGUUUCCGAAGAGGAAGAAAAGGAAACAGAUACCAAAGUUGUGACUUUUGUGAAAGGACAUAUUGAAAUUCCCAAUCCGGACACGGUUUCUCUCUGUAGCAUAGACUCCAUUCCUCCGGAUCUGCCGAUAUCUGCUCCGCCACCACUCCUACCGAAACAACCAGACACUGCUUCCAUCGGUGAGGAAGCUGUAGUGGUUGCACAGGAAGUCAAAAUCACAGAGAGUUCCCCUUCUGUUGUAAAGGAGGAAAUUGUUAAACCUGCGGAAGAGUCGAAGCAGGAGACAGCUGAACAGCUUGGGUUCAGUGAGAACAGUUUCAAAGACAAUUCAUCUGAAGUUUCCAAUCCUGUGAAGAUGUCUGUUGAAGUUGAUGGAAAACCAGAGGAGAUUAUUGUCUCGUUGAAAGAAGAAAAGGAGUUUGAGGUGGAAUCAGAUGCUGACUCUGAUUUAUCAGAUCUUCUGAAUCAGAAUGGCUCUUAUACUCCAGGGGAUGACAAGAAUGACCACAUCCCCCUGAGUCUGAUGGACGAGGAGGAAGACUCGGGAGAUAUCCAGCUCCUGUCCCACAGCAACACCAGUGUCCAGUCCCCCACCUCCCAGACAGACUCGGCCUUCGAGGACAUGGGCAGCUCCAACCAGGUCAGUCUCAGCAGCACUCUGGAGGAUGUCAAGGACAUCUCAGACACGCUCGAGCCGGUCAAGGUCACAGUGACAGAAAGUCAACCAAAGGUUGAGUCCUCAACAAAGGAGGAAGAAGAGAAGGUCGAGAUAGAGGAGGAAAUUGAGAUAAGCAACCAGGCAAAGGUUGAAUUUACUCCCAGCCAGGCACCCCAACCGUCCGUUCAUUCUUCCUACGUUACAGAGGUGCCCCUCAGUGAUUCCAAGACUUUUGUGAAAAAGGCCCAGCAGUUCUCUGAGAUUGUGAACCAGCCACCCAAAAUGACCAUCCGGUCAACGUCGAAGGAGAUGUCAGACGAACACCUGCAGAAGGUGGACGGGGAGAGGAAGGCAGUGCUCAGUCAGUCCAUAGUGAAGAGGAGGGGCAUCACAGAGUUCUCCACCGUCCAGGUCACAGAAGAGAGUAAACCAGCAGACGUAAAGAGCAGUGUGUCAUUAGAUGUGAAUGAAGAAAAAGAUCUUCUUUCACCUGUGAAGACUAAAGGAACUCCCGUCAAUUUUGAGGAAAAACCCCCUAAAGUCGACCUGUACAGUCAUAAUGUCGUACAAGAAGAUGGAAACACAGACACUGUGAACAGGGAGUCCAUUGCUGAUCUGAGUUCAACUCGCAAACAGUGGGAAACUCUCCUCCAGACUUCAGGAACUCCUGAAACUACCCCCUCCAAAGUAACUCCGAAAAAAUCAAACACAACAGUCAAACACUGGGAGGUGAAACUUCCUUACAAACCUGAACCAUCACCUAAAACAGUACCUAAUCCGGAGAACCAAGACACGCAACCUAAAAAAUCAUUCAAGAUGGAGGACGACCCUUACGCAAAUGAAAGUGCAAUCGAACGUGAAAUUCGUCUUGCAAAUGAACGAGAGGAAAUGCUGCGAAAGGAGCAAGAGGAGCGCAUGGAACUUGCCAAACGUCAAAAUGCUUCCAAGAAUCAGGUGAACGCGAAAAUGUUUGAAAACGAAAAUAACAAUAAUAAUACCGAUUUUAAAGCCAUGUACCACGAGAUGACAGAGGCUGAUCGAGGGUCAGAACUUCAGAAGCGAGAGUCAUUGAUUCAACAGGAAAUUGAGGAGCAGAAGGAGCGAGAAGAGGCCCUGACGACCAAGACCCCUUCAACUGUCACCCCCCAGGAUGGAGACAACCAAGAAAACAGUAGAGAGAGUCUCAUUGCCAAGGAAAUUCGCCUUCAGAAAGAACGGGAAGAAGAAAUCGCAAAAAGACACUCUUUGAAGAAGGAACCAGAAAUACCACAGCAAGAACCAGCCAAGGCAGAACCAGUUUCUUCUGAGCCAGAAAAGAUGGAAGCUCCCAUCACAAAGAAAAAUCAAGUCACAUAUGAGGAGGCCAUUCAAGAACCAUUCCAUCAUGGGGGAGAAAGUCUUAUUGCCAAGGAGCUAAGAGAAGCAAAGGAAAGGGAGGAGGAAAUUCGCCGAAUGAGAGAAAGAACAGUGGGAGGAAAGUCUGCAAGUCCCGCGCCAGUAUCAGCUUCCCAACCUUCAAUCAAACCACAAACACCUACACAGGAAACAGUUAAAAAGACAUGGCAACCAUCUCCAAGUGUUCAAACCCCCAAAGUUUCUAGUCACACCUCUUCACGCUCUGUGCGCGUUCAGCCGAUCCCAGACUCUACAGAUGAGGACGAGACAGAUUCUAAGCCAGUAGAGAAGAAGGAGACUCCGAUUGAGCGGGAAAUAAGACUCGCGAGGGAGAGAGAAAAUGAACUGAGAGUCCAGAAAGGGCUUCCAUUGCUUUCUGAGCCAGUUAAACCAGCAGAAGAUGACUCUCAAUCCAAAUCAUCAGGAGGUGAAGAUUCCGUGUCGUACAGUUACCGUAGCAAAGUGAACACAGCAGAAGGAAACAAGUCAAUGAGGAACUUCGCCUCUUCCAGACUUCAGAAUGAAAUCUUGAAACAAAAAGAAAGGGAACACAAGCUUAGAGAUGAGGGCAAAAUUUUGUCGACAUCUGAAGAGCACAUAGGAACAUUCAAAUACACUGAGGUGGCGGGAAUUCCUAAAUCUGAUGGCCCAGUGAAGAGAAACUUUGUAACCCGAAAAAGUACAUCUUCUCUCCCUCUCCCUGGGGACAGUCCAAGUUCCUCCAAUACCCCCUCCGAAAAUGGAGAUGUGGAGCCUCCCAAAAUGUCGCCUCAAAUCAGCAAAGAAGAGCCGGUCAAAUACAAGAGGCCUACUGUCAAAACAGGAGGAGCCUCAUUUUCAUACAGAGAGUCUAGAAACCAGGCAGAGUCCAAAAUUGAGAAAGAACUGAGGGAGAUGAGAGAAAGAGAGGAAGAAUUAAAGAAAGCGAGAGGGGGAACACUUAGCCCACCCACAAGUCCCAGAGACAAUAAUCUGAGCAGUCGGAAGGCACAAUUUGAGCAGGUGUGAUUUGCUAACCAGAUCAUCAGCAGAAACCACCAAUCACUACGGAACAAGAAGUCACAUGAUUCAUUCACAUGAUCUCUUCUUCGCCAUGAUGGAUGGAGCUCUCUCACCAACCAGCUUACUGGCUGUCACAAUAUUUUUGGGGAAAAGGAACUAUGUUGGUUAAGCUGCUUUGUGGCUUUGAAUGCUUGUAUCAGUCCUGAAGUCAUAUCUUUAUAAGAUGUUGGCAGAGCAAGUUAAUGAACAAUUGAUAGGAUUUAGCUUUCUUGUAUCAGAAUUGGAAUGCUGUGAUAAUAUUAUUCGAGUUCUAUGAACAAGGGAAGUAACUCUUGCAAAUGUUAUCUGAAAUGGCCACACAAGCAAGUCUAUUGCUGUUUAAAGAUCAAAUUGAAAUUACUUAUGAUAGUACUUUUUAUUUGUAUAUAUACAUACAUGUAUUCGUAUACGAAAAUAUUUUUAUAUAAUAUUGCAGUAUUAUAUCACAGUUUUACACACAGUAUAUAUCUAUAUAGGCUUUGCAAAAAACAAUUUCUAUUUGUUUCAUAUGGCUUGUCUUUUGCCUGGUGUGAAUUCAGCAAUCAGUGUACGAGAUGAAUGGACAAAUAUAUCACAAUGGAUGAAAUUAAACUAUGUAUUCAGUGAACUAGAGAUAGGUCAAAGGUCAAAGCAUCAAAUCAUUCUUGUGAUAACUUGUAUUUAAAAUUGUACAUAUUCGGAGAUAUACAAUUUAAUUAAAACAUUGCAUUGUUGUUUUUUUAUCUCUCAAGAGAUACUGAAAACAUUGAACCAUUUUACACAUAAAAGUGCAAAUAAUCUAUCAUUUUCCUCAUUUUUUUUAAAAAUUAUAUUGUGUUAUGAUAUUAUGAAAUCAUAUAUUGUUGACAAAAAAAGUACAAUGUAACUAAUCUUAAAAAAAUAAAAUUAUAUCUAUA
Magallana angulata is the source of this 6545-nucleotide messenger RNA. Its product is annotated as titin-like. The record is from RefSeq and is a predicted model, not a curated record. Gene Ontology annotation, molecular function: calcium ion binding; protein binding. The coding region runs from base 217 to 5616 and encodes 1799 amino acids. The transcript is spliced from 18 exons. Gene Ontology annotation, biological process: endosomal transport; endocytosis. Gene Ontology annotation, cellular component: plasma membrane; cytoplasm. NCBI's taxonomy places the organism in Eukaryota, Metazoa, Mollusca, Bivalvia, Ostreida, Ostreidae.